CUCCACCCAGCGCUUUCCCAUUCAAACAAAGAACACUGGCUCAGCGAGGGACCGGCAAGACGCGACAACAGAGCCGUCUCCUUCUUGUGAACGAGGCGAGAGUGGCAAGCUAGCCUUGCAUAUAGACUACUUUCCCCUGUCCGUCCCUUGGGUUCGUUCCUCGAGAGCCUGGUCAAGCUUGUAGCUUACAGUUCUUCCUGUCUUCACAAAUAUCCGCCUCGCCCCUUCUUCUGAUCCAAUGCCGCCUUCGUCUCAAUAUGAUCGUCCUCGACAGCACCCCGCUGGUAGUGAGGGGUCAGGACAUCCCAGCAAGAGGCGUCGUGACGAUCACGACGAUCAUCGAAGAGGCGGCGGUCGCUAUGGAGAGCCAUCUGGAUCGCGAGACAGGGACUCUCGUCGAAGGGAGGACGAAUUUGAAAGAGGCGCCAAGCGCGACUAUUCAGCGAAUGGAAGUGGCGCAAGUGCCAAUGGUCAGAGGGGGUAUGGUGGGCGUGAAGUGAGGGACUGGGACCCAAGAGAGCAUAAUACCUCCUCAUCCAGCAGUAGCGGCCAAAAGCGGCCGCGAGACGGAGUCAGCGUUCGAUUUGCGGAAUCUUCAACAACGAACCAGGGUCAUACAGAAUAUUCAAGUCGAGACGAUCGACUAUCCUCAGAUGCAGACAUCGAGUACGAGCUUCAGACAGAGGAAGACCAAGCCAGGCUCAUCGAGGAGCGGCGAAAGAGGCGUCAAGCGAUCCUGCUCAAGCAUCAAAACGACGCGACACAAUUGAGCAUACCCAGCGCAAGUGACGUGCAAAGCCCCAAGACCGAGCAGAUCAGACCUUCCACUUCGAAAACAGGCACAGAGUCUCCGCCAUCGGACGAGGAGCGCAAAUUUGAGGUGGAGCUUGAGAAGGACUUUAAGGACAAUCAAGCAGGUGUGCAGCAGCGAUCUGGUGCGACUACCAAGGAUCGAGGCGAGGGAGUCUCGGCAGCAGAAUACGACCCGAGCAUAGAUCGGGCUCUAGAUGAUGCAAGGGCCCGCGAACGGUUGAACCAUCAUCAGAAUGGGACGGAGGAGGUCACUGCAACGGGAAUGGCCGCUGGCAUUGGAGAGGCAAAGGAGAGAGUCGAAGACCGAGAAGACGGGAGUGAUUACGAAGAGGUGGAAGUGGACGAAGAGGACGACGUCGAUGACAUGUUCUCCUUUGGUGACGAUGAUGACGGCGGCAACCAAGAGAAGAAGAAAAAGAAGACCAUUCGGGUCAAAAAAGGGACUGUCCCAUCAACCGCUGUUCCGACCUCUUCUGCUGCGAGCCUGAAGGACAAUUGGGACGACCCUGACGGGUACUAUCGCAUCAUCUUGGGCGAGCGUCUUGGUGAGAAGGGCCGAUUCCAAGUCUUUGCCAACCUCGGUCGAGGAAUGUUCAGCUCCGUCGUGAAGGCACGAGACAUGAUGCGCGAUGAGAAAGAGGUAGCCAUCAAGAUUGUGCGCAGACAAGAGACGAUGUACAAGGCAGGUCUCAAGGAGAUGAGCGUUCUCGAGAAAUUGGCGAAGAUGGACCCCGAGGACAAGCGUCAUAUCAUUCGUCUUGAGGGCCACUUUGAGCACCGCAACCAUCUCUGCAUGGUCUUCGAGUCCAAGAGCAUGAAUCUGCGCGAAGUAGUCAAACGAUUCGGCAAGGACGUUGGUCUGAAUCUUCGUGCAGUUCGGGCAUACGCCCACCAGAUGUUCUUGGCCUUGUCUCUGAUGCGCAAGGCAACCAUCAUGCACGCUGACAUCAAGCCUGAUAACAUCCUCGUCAAUGAAACAAAGUCGGUCCUCAAGAUCUGCGACUUGGGCUCGGCAUCGGACCUCAGCGAAAUGGAGAUCACACCCUACCUCGUCAGCCGCUUCUAUCGUGCACCAGAAAUCAUCCUCGGCCUGCCGUACGACUGCGCCAUCGACAUGUGGUCCAUUGGCUGUACGCUGUACGAGGUCUACACAGGCCAGAUCUUGUUUCCAGGUCGCAGCAAUAAUCAAAUGCUGCUUCUGCACCAGGAGCUGCGCGGGACGAAAUUCACCUCGAAGCAACUUCGGCGUGCCCAAUUCUCCAGCCACCACUUUGACGAGCAGAACAACUUUCUCAGCUUCAGCACAGUCGAAAAGGCGGCAGGCGCGCCUCUAGUCCGAAAGGUACCCCAGUUUACGGGCGGUGAUGGCGUGCUGAGGGAGCGGCUCUUGCCUGCCAACACAGCCAGAGGGCUAUCGGACGUGGAACUUAAAUUGACCAACCAAUUCAUCGACCUCUUGACCAAGACGCUGGAUCUUGACGCAGUCAGGCGCAUCACGCCUCAACAGGCGCUUCAGCACCCAUUCUUCUCCACGCCUUAGCCGUCAUUCUUUGUUCUAUACUACCAUCAACAUCAUCACAUGACAAUCAUUCAUUACUUCCAUUGUCCAGU
Molecule: messenger RNA, 2424 nt
Organism: Acaromyces ingoldii
Lineage: Eukaryota; Fungi; Basidiomycota; Exobasidiomycetes; Exobasidiales; Cryptobasidiaceae
Product: kinase-like protein
Exons: 4
Coding region: 239-2353 (704 amino acids)
Biological process (GO): mRNA cis splicing, via spliceosome; peptidyl-threonine phosphorylation; peptidyl-serine phosphorylation
Molecular function (GO): protein serine/threonine kinase activity; ATP binding
Source: RefSeq, a predicted model, not a curated record